AUGGAUAUUAUGCCGAAAAAUGACAAUGCAGAUAAGAGCAAACUGCUUGCCUAUAAUAUACGCUAUCGUGUAAUCCAUCCUGUCCAAUUAUCUGAAGACAGUAUACUCAGGAAAAAGUUGGCCAACAAUUUUGAUGAUAGCAAUACAACUCCAUAUCCUAAGACAAUUGAAAAAAAUAUUACUGGAUUACAGUAUACUAGUACUCCUGGGGAACAUUUAUUCGGUGUCGUUUAUGAAUUUGCUGUGGCUGCAGUCACUGAAAAUGGUUAUGGUCAUGAAGCAAUCGGUCAAAUCGCUAUGCCUGAAGCAGCUCCAUCGGAUGCUCCAAGUAACUUUCGUGUAGUUGGUGGAGAUGAAACCUCAGUAAAGUUGGCUUGGGAACCUCCAAGAUUAUUAUAUCAAAAUGGUAUUAUUACAAAAUAUCAAGUUCGAUGUUAUAUUGUUGGUUCAGAAGAGAAUCGUGAUGAAUUGAAAACACUCACUGAACAAACAUUAAGCUUGUCUAAUUUACCUGCAGGUACACACGCCUGUCUGGUACGUGCUUGGACUAAAGCAGGUCCAGGUCCAUGGAGUGAUCGUGUUCAAUUUCUUAUUCAUCAAAAAGGUCCAUCACCGCCUUCGCAUGUACAAGGAUAUUGGAAGUCUCCAUACAUUCUAACAAUUGAAUGGACACUACCAGAGGACAAAGCAAAUAUAGCUUAUAUAAUUAUUCAUUAUACCACGCAAAGUAAUCCUAAUUUAUGGCAAAAAUACUUUGUAAAAGAAAUAAUGAAAACAUCUGAAGAUUUGAGUAAUCUGCCUUCAAAUGAAGGUUAUUUAAUUCGUUUAAGUUCAGUCGAUUCAACUGGAAAUGAAGGUCAAUUAUCAGAUGUGAUAAAAAUUCACCCAUAUCAACAUAUCCUCACCAAUAUAGGCAAUAAUGAGGAGGAGAAUGACAAUUUCAACAAAAAUGAUGGAAUGCUUUAUCCUGUGAAGAAAAGAGGAGGAGAAGAAGAAGACGAAAAUUAUCGUUUCAGUGUUAUAGAUAAUAUAUCUGAUCAACCAGAGAAAUUUACUGUACAAAAUUUUAAAUGUAUUCAUAAAACAUCAAAAUCAAUAAUUAUUGAUUGGUUACCUCCAGUACAUUUGGCCAAUCUAUUGGAAUAUCAGCUUCAUAUAACUGGCAGAAGUGAAUUUUUCACUAACAGCGGUGUAUUUAAAUCAGUUCACUUGGGUGAAUGGCAACUUCAUCACAGUGCAGACCAACAGAUCGAUGGCAACAUUGGUAGACCUGAAACGUUAAAUUGGCCGUUAGUUGAUUUGCUCGGUGAUAUAUCAGCUCUCGAUCCACAGCAGCAUAGUCAUCUUCAACAACGUCAACAACAACAAACUCAUAAAAUGGAAAUACCAGAUUUAAAACCGAAUAGUCAGUAUAAAAUAACUAUACGUCCAAUUUAUCGUGCACUUAUCUCAGAAGGUACUAUUGGAGCUAAAGAAGGAUUCCCAGUGACUAUUAUAUGUCAUACAGAAUGGAGUGCUCCAGAAUACGUCAAACCACCAGAAAUACUGGCAAUCUAUUCAGGACCAUCAGAUCCACAGGGUGCAACUUUGAUCACUGAAAUGAAAUUAUAUCGUGUAUCAGAAGAAAAUGGUCCUAUCCAUAAUUAUUACAUAAUUGUAUCUCCAGAAUUAAACCCAAUCAUGUCUGAUGACAGUACUAGCAGCAAAAUUCACUCUAAAUCCUCAGAAUCUUUAAGUAUUAAUGCAUCUCAAUAUGACUUGAAAAUACUCUCACAGAAUAUUGAUCUGCCUAGUAAUCAAGCACCGUAUUUAGCUAUGGCACGUCAUACGUCAAAUUUAUUUGAAACAAACCAGCAUACAGCUAUAGUGAUAUUAGGUAGUGAAGAGAUGGACAACUUUUUUAUACAACCUCAGAAUUAUUUACAUUCUACGGGGAUUAAUAAUCACUCCUACGAAAGAUUACUUCCAAACCACCAAGAUUUAAGACGAACCACAGAUACUAUGGCGAAUUUUAUUCAUCCUACGUCUGAUUUAGAUGAUGAUGGCGAUGUUGCUGCUAAUCAUCAUGCUAAAAAUAAUGUUGAUACUGGUACAUACUACUAUAAUCGUAAUAGUAAUAUGUAUGCAAAAGCAAUACAAGUGAAUAAUAAGCGGUUAUUUCAAUCAACUACAUAUCGUGUUGCUUUGAGAGCAUGUUCUCAGUAUUCCGAUGGUCGUCAGUUAUGUUCAACAAGCCAAUGGUCUGAGAGAAUAUCCUCCAUCCUUUCAGAGAAUGUUAACAGGUUGUCAAAUCUGAAACCAAUCAAAGAUAAAACACUCACAUGGAAUCUUCAAGAAUCAUCUUCAUUCACUAUCAUUUUAAUUGGUCUAGCCGGUGGACUAAUAUUUUUCGCUAUCCUGAGUACAAUACUUGGUUGUAUUCUACGGCGUAGAAAGCAACAGCUGGCUCGGAGAUCAGCACUUGAAUCAAGUAAUCAAUGGGAUGCACAAAUCUGUAGAGAUUUGAGUAAAUCAAUAUUUGCUGCUGAAAAUUUAUCUGGAUCACACAGUUCACAAACUAAAUGUUUUGCCUCGAAAAAUAAUAAUAAUAGUUUUAUAAAUUCUCAUCCCUCAAAUUACUUUUUAAACAUCCGUACAGAAGAAGGAUCACGCAGUCCAUCGAAUUCAAGCAGUGGUAUCCUAGGCCUAAAUCUUCCACGACCAAGUACAGGUGGACUAUCCGUCGGUACGAAUAUCAUGUCGCCAUUAGCUUCAUCAACAAAUCAAUUAACUAUAUCAGAUAUAUCACCAGUAAUUACUAGAUCAGUACAUAUGAACAGUGUAAACAACAGUUUAGGAGAAAAAUGUGAAUCACCGACAAGAAGUGUUAACAGUACUACUGCUGAAGCCAUUGUGAUGAAUAGACCAUUGUUUAAUAUCCAGUCGAAAUCGGGUACAACAAGUAUGAUGGAGAAUUUCAAUCAACUGUUUCGUGAUGGAACUAUUGAAAUUCAUCGUAUGCCUAUACCAGUUGACCAAUUACAAGAAAUAAUUUAUCAAGCAAGAAGUAAUAAUUAUAUUAACUUUCAACAAGAAUUUCAAGCUAUAGAACAGAUAUCAAAGUCACGAUAUAUCAGUGCAGUACAUUCAAAUUUAGAUAUGAAUAAGUCAAAAAAUCGAUAUCCAAAUAUAUUAGCCUAUGAUCGUACACGGGUGACAAUACAAUCAAGUAAUCAUAUGAAUAUAUCAGGAUCAGAUUAUAUCAAUGCUAAUUAUAUUGAUGGUUACAGAAAACAGAAUGCAUUUAUAGCAACUCAGGCUCCAUUACCAAAUACAUUUGAAGAUUUUUGGACAAUGAUAUGGGAACAGAAUACAAGUGUGAUUGUUAUGCUGAGUAAAAUUAUUGAAAAAGGUCAAGUUAAAUGUGAUCAAUAUUGGCCAACAGUCAGUGGAACGCUUAUAUUCUCUAAUUUAAUUAUAACCCAUAUAGAAACAACUGAAUUGGCAAAUUAUACAAUCCGCAGUUUUGAAUUACGCAAAGAAAGUGAACAUAGAAAAAUCUGGCAUUUACAAUAUACAAGCUGGCCUGAUCAUGGGGUACCAAUUUAUUCGACAGUAUUUUUAAUGUUUCUUCGACGUGUUGGUACAAUUACUCCAGCUGACUGUGGACCAAUUGUUGUUCACUGUUCCUCUGGUACAGGAAGAACUGGUAUCUACAUAGCAAUCAAUAUAUUAUUAGAACGUAUGAAAAGUGAAUCUGUUAUUGAUAUAUUCGGUCUGGUGAAUCAACUACGCAUGCAACGCAAUUCUAUGAUUGAAACACAAGAUGAGUACACGUUUAUUUACACUGCACUACUUGAAUCAAUAACCGAUGGCAACACCGAAGUAUCCGCUCGUAAUCUCUACAUACACUUACAGCAUUUAUCUAUGAUACAGACAACAGUUACAAAUGAUUAUCCUAUGAAUCCUACGGGUCAACAACUGUCGUCAUCAUCUCCUCCAACGAUAUCAGUGAACAGUGUAAAUGAGAAUGUUAAUAAUACAGCUAAUGUGACGGCGACAACAAAUUCCUUAGGCUAUACUGGAUUCCAAUUAGAAUUUCGUAAAAUCAACAAGCUAUCACCAAAUAUUGCAUUCGCAUUGAAUUGUGUUACACCAAAAACUGGUAUCCUAGGAUAUUCAUCGUCUGCGAUUCAUAUACAAGAUUGUAAAUCGGUUGUUUCGUGUGAAGUAGCCAAGAGAAAUGUUAAUUUUAGUAAAAAUCGUCUAGUCAGCAUAAUACCAUUUGAUUGGAAUCGUGUAACUUUAUGUCCAGUACGUGGGGUAGAUGGAUCUGAUUAUAUAAAUGCCAGUUUGAUUGAUGGUUAUCUCAAGAAAAAUGCUUAUAUCGCUUGUCAAGGACCAAUGGUAUCAACUGUAGAAGAUUUUUGGCGUAUGCUUUGGGAAAAACACAGUUGCUUAAUUGUCAUGUUAUGCUCAAUUAAAGAAAGUGGGAAAGAGAAAUGUUUCACCUAUUGGCCAGAGGAUAAAUUAGCACGUUAUCAAUUCUUUGUAGUGGACUUGACAGCACAGUAUACAAUGUCUAGUCAUAUAUUAAGAGAAUUUAAAGUAACCGAUGCACGGGAUGGAGAAUCACGUAUCAUUAGACAGUUGCAGUAUAUUCAAUGGAAUGAACAAGGUUUACCACAGACAAGUGAAAGUAUAAUUGAUUUAAUUGGACAUAUGCAUAAAAUUAAAGAGCAACAGAAUUAUGAUGGACCGAUAACUGUUCAUUGCAGCUCUGGUGCUGGUCGAACAGGAUUAUUUAUAACAAUGUGCAAUGUGUUGGAAAGGCUACGUCAAGAAUCAGUUAUCGAUAUGUAUCAAACAGUGAAAUUACUUCGGCAACAACGUGUUUGGAUGGUACAAACAGAAGAACAAUAUCGUUUCUGUUAUACAGCUACACUGGACUACUUGAAUUCAUUUGAUCUGUGCACUCAACCACAAUUACAAGCACCAAUACCAAUAAUACCAAUACCAGUACCCAUACAAAUGCAUAAUUUACACAGAAAUUCACCAAAUUUAAAAACAAAAUUAAAAUCUACCCAAUUAUCUGAUAAAAGCGUUCUAUUUGAAUUUGAUAAAAAUUAUGAAAUAGGCAAUAAUCAUAAUAAUAAUAAUUUAAUAAUUCAAUAGGAGAAUUAAAAC
Messenger RNA from Trichobilharzia szidati, 5166 nucleotides. NCBI's taxonomy places the organism in Eukaryota, Metazoa, Platyhelminthes, Trematoda, Strigeidida, Schistosomatidae. The record is from the annotation of a GenBank genome assembly.